This is a messenger RNA of Gasterosteus aculeatus aculeatus (three-spined stickleback), 2679 nucleotides long. Lineage: Eukaryota; Metazoa; Chordata; Actinopteri; Perciformes; Gasterosteidae. The record is from RefSeq and is a predicted model, not a curated record.
AUGGCAGAGGAUUUAGAGCUGCGUGGAUACCAGGAGGAAGUGGUCGAGAGGGCUCUUCGGGGAGAAAACGUAAUCAUCUGGCUGCCGACUGGAAGUGGAAAGACCCGCGCUGCCGUCUAUGUGGCCAAAAAACACCUGGAAACCACCCGUGGGGCUAAAGUGGUGGUCCUGGUAAACAAGGUUCACCUUGUAGCACAACUUUACACCAAAGAGUUCGAGCCGUACCUGGGCCAUGGCUACACCCUGGUGCCAGUCAGCGGGGACAGCAAGGAGAAGGACUUCUUUGGGCCCGUGUUGAAGGACUCAGACGUGGUCAUCUGCACAGCGCAGAUCUUGUACAACGCGAUGACCAACAUGGAGGAGACCAAACACGUUGAGCUCUCAGAUAUUACUCUACUGAUAAUCGACGAGUGUCACAACACCCACAAGGAAUCAGUCUACAACAAGGUGAUGGCGUGCUAUGUGGAGAAGAAGUUGGAAAGAGAACUCCCAUUGCCACAGAUCUUGGGUCUCACUGCUUCACCGGGAACAGGAGGCGCCAAGAACCUGGAAAAGGCCGUGGACCAUGUUCUGGAGAUUUGUGCAAACCUGGACUCAGCCAUAGUUUCGACUAAAAACUGUGUGUCCGAGCUGAAGCAGAAGGUACCCAGACCCGUCAAGCAGUUUGACAUUGUGGACAAAAGGCUUGAGGACCCAUUGGGGGAUCAUCUUAAGCGCAUGAUGGAGAUGAUCCAUGAGUACAUGAAUAUUCCCCCGGACUUCAACCUGAGAAAGUGUGGCACACAAGAGUAUGAGGCCGAUGUGGUGAUACUGGAGCAGAACGGAGUCAAACAGAACAACCGACUGCUGGCACAAUGUGCGCUCCACCUCAGACAGUACAACGAUGCCCUGCUCAUCAACGACACCCUGCGCAUGAUGGAUGCUUAUCGCUCCCUAAACGAGUUCUACAAAAACAAGUCGACCACAGCAAUUGACGGAACAGACUACUUCUUGGCGGGACUUUUCCAAGAGAACCAGGUGGAGCUGAAGAAACUGGCGGGAGAUUCUCGCUAUGAGAACCCAAAGAUGGGCAUGCUGGAGACCACUCUGCUAACACAGUUUGGUCCAAGUGUCAAAUCGAAGGGGAUCCUCUUCAGUAAGACGCGUAAAAGCAUCUAUUGCCUGAAAGACUGGGUCCUCGACAAUAAAGCCUUGCAGGAAGCCGGCGUCAAGGCCGCCAUCCUCACCGGUGCUGGAAAUGGUAACACUCACAUGACGCAGCAAAAGCAGGCGGACACGAUCCGCGAUUUCCGUGACGACAAAGUCAACCUCCUGAUCUCCACCAGCGUGGCCGAGGAAGGCCUCGACAUCCCUGAAUGCAACCUGGUGGUGCGCUAUGGGCUGCUAACAAACGAGAUUGCCCAGCUGCAGGCCAGCGGACGCGCCAGGGCGAAAGAGAGUCGGUAUUCGGUGGUCGCCGAUAAAGGGGGGAAGGAAGUGAGGCGGGAGCUCACCAACGAAUGUCUGGAGAAGCUGUCCAUAGAAGCCAUUGCUAAGGUCCAACAAAUGAGUACCCCAGAGUUUCGCACAAAGAUUGCCAAGCUACAAAAGGAGGCAGUUUGUUUGAGAAAAUUGACGGAGGCGGGCAAAAGAGAGAAGAGAGGUCGCAACACUGCCGCCAGCGUCAAGCUGUUGUGCCGAAACUGUUUGAAGGUUGUGGCCUGCGGCAGCGACAUCAAACUACUUGACGACAUGCACUAUGUCAACGUCAAUCCCGAUUUUGAGAGACACUACACCGUCGGUGGGGAAGUGAAUAUCAACAAGAGCUUCGAAGACUGGGAGCCCGGGCGCACCAUCAAUUGUAGCACGUGCAACCAGGACUGGGGAUUUGAGAUGAAGUACAAGAAAAGGGCCGUGCUGCCCAAUGUAGCUAUUAAGAAAUUGGCCGUGGAGACUCCACUCCAUGGCAGGAUGACUGUGAAGAAGUGGAAGGACGUCCCUUUCACUGUCGAGGACUUCAGCUUGGAAAAGUAUUGCCAAGACAACUACCCUGACAUGUUUGACUGAGACACCUGCAGGAGAGCUCUGUGUCAGUCCCCCCCUCCACACACUCCACAUGUUACCUUUUACUGGUGUUGGAUUACCUGUGCUCAUUCAGAGGGACCAUCGUAUUCUUAAAAUGUCCUGCUCACGCACUUGCAUUCAUUCGGGGGCUGGCGGGCCAGUGAGGCAGCAGUGUGCCGAUCAUGCAUAAAAUUAGCGUGACAGCUUUGUUUAUGCCCAAGGAACUGCCUCCUUUUCCUCCGCUUCAUGCCAAGUCAAGCACAGAAACAAAGCACAUAAUGAAUAUGGACUGUAACCAUCAUGAACACUCGGCGUGUCCUCACGAAGAUGAACUCUCUUUAACCGUUUUAAGAUGUUUUUAAUUAGAAACUUAGUAUGCAUGUAGGGGUGUUUGUGGUAUGUGGAUAUUAUGUGUACUGAUUAUCUGAAAUAAUGCAUGUGCUUAUUUAAGUGUUUUACAGGAUACACACUUUUAAAUCAUCUUUUUAAUUGUAAUUAUGGACAGUAUAAAUUGACUAACAAAACCGGCCACAUUUUAAUAAACAUUCUUCUUAAAUGCCAAAAAGAUUGUUUUGUAAUGUCUAUUAACCACUAGGUGUCAGUGUUGAUCAGCCAAUUAAGUCAUUUUCUCCACAG